AAAUAAUUUGAGCAAGGCAAGACAGGAUGAGGGAAUAUAAGCUUGUAGUUCUCGGAUCUGGUGGUGUCGGAAAAUCUGCGUUGACGGUGCAGUUUGUACAGGGUAUUUUCGUAGAGAAGUACGAUCCAACAAUUGAAGAUUCCUACAGAAAGCAAGUUGAGAUUGACAAUCAGCAGUGUAUGUUGGAAAUCCUUGACACCGCCGGCACGGAACAAUUCACCGCAAUGAGGGAUCUCUACAUGAAGAACGGACAAGGUUUCAUAUUGGUUUACUCCAUCACGUCGCAGUCUACUUUCAAUGACUUACAAGAUCUCAGAGAACAGAUUCUCAGAGUCAAGGACAGAGAUGAUGUCCCUAUGUGCCUUGUGGGAAACAAGUGCGAUUUGGAAGAUGAACGAGUCGUAGGGAAGGACCAGGGAAACCAACUCAGUAAGGAAUUCAACAAUUGCACUUUCAUGGAGACGUCUGCCAAGCAGAAAAUAAACGUUAACGAGAUUUUCAUAGACUUAGUUCGUCAAAUAAAUAGCAAGACCCCGGGAGUCGGCAAGGGGAACGACAGUAGCGGCUCUUGCUGCGUCCUACUAUAAGAGUAUUCAAUAUUUUCUGCGAUUUGGUGCAUCAAAUAAACAGCAAAAAUCCUGGGAUAGGCGAACGAAGAAAGAAGAAAAUUUGUGUGUUAUUAUAGACUAGAAAUGAGGCGCUAUUAGUUUUAAAGAGAGAACACCACUGACAGUUUAUCAUAUUCUUUAGUGAAAAUUACACUUGCACUGUAGUUAAUUGUUGGUUAAAAAGCUAAAAUGGCGAGUGAUUUCAUAGCACGUGGUGUAUGACGUCACAACACGUAAUCAGGUGUUCCGUGAAAUAACGUAUAAAUUCUAAGAUUAGAAUUAAUACCACGUAGUACUGUCCUCUAUAUGUAUUAAUAUUCCUUAUUUCUCUUUAGUUGUGAUUUGUUGCGGUGUAAUGUGUUUUAGUACUUUAUCAUUAAUUCAUUUUGGAUAUAUCCUUUUUUCGGGCUUUACACAUUUUACAACUUCACGUCAACUUUACUUCAUGUUUAGUGUAUUCAAUUUUCGUGUUUUUCACCUAUCGACUCAUCCCACGCCUUGAUAGAGCUGGAGCUAGUCGUUCCGAUCUUUAAUGAGAUGUUUUUAUGCUUCUGUUUAUUUGCAUGUAAAUAGUAUGAUAGUAAAAUAUGAGAUGAAUAAUGAAUAAUUUGUACGAACACAUUGUAGUGUCACACUAAAAACGUAGGAUCCACAUCUUGUUUUAGCUUCACAAAACCUUGUGCUCGACGCGCGCACUUCAUAAGAAGAGCAUGUGCCGCACGUGUGUCAAGCACAAGGAUUCGUGAAUGUUCUAGAUAACAAAUAUUCCCCAAUCGUGUUUGAAACCUUGUUACAAAAUUUUACCGUAUUAAAAGGUUUGUAAUGAUUAUAACAUAUGAUUGUAAUAUUAACUAGUAGGGUAGCUCACUAAGAUCUCACUACUUUUCACGAUCUCGACUGAUCUCAUAACCGGAGCCGACUGGAAAUCUCGUGGAUACUAUCUCAGGACUGAUGUUAAAGCUAUGAAUUAUUAGGAUAUGAAAUGUUAAUGUUUUCCGAGAGCGAAUUUUGAUGAUAUUUUGUCAAUUGAACUCUAGUCUGCUCCCUUGGCAUUACCCUUUAAAUCAUGUGUUUAUUGAUUUUUCGGUAUAUUAAUAAUCUUAGCAGUUAAGAUUACUCUUUCAA
Bolinopsis microptera is the source of this 1733-nucleotide messenger RNA. RefSeq names its product ras-related protein Rap-1b-like. The record is from RefSeq and is a predicted model, not a curated record. The transcript is spliced from 8 exons. NCBI's taxonomy places the organism in Eukaryota, Metazoa, Ctenophora, Tentaculata, Lobata, Bolinopsidae. The coding region runs from base 27 to 587 and encodes 186 amino acids. Gene Ontology annotation, molecular function: GTPase activity; GTP binding; GDP binding. Gene Ontology annotation, cellular component: plasma membrane. Gene Ontology annotation, biological process: Rap protein signal transduction.